Molecule: messenger RNA, 4836 nt
Organism: Toxotes jaculatrix (banded archerfish)
Lineage: Eukaryota; Metazoa; Chordata; Actinopteri; Toxotidae
Gene: trpc1
Product: transient receptor potential cation channel, subfamily C, member 1
Exons: 14
Coding region: 1841-4231 (796 amino acids)
Biological process (GO): calcium ion transmembrane transport; regulation of cytosolic calcium ion concentration; manganese ion transport
Cellular component (GO): cation channel complex; membrane
Molecular function (GO): protein binding; store-operated calcium channel activity; inositol 1,4,5 trisphosphate binding
Source: RefSeq, a predicted model, not a curated record
GUCACCUCUUACCCGAGUUUAUGAGCCCCCGCUUCCCUGAGGCUAAGGCCGUACUUCCCACAGUGAAUGGGGUCACUGGGCAGGGCAUCUGAGAGGAGCCGACCGGGAAUCACAGUUUCAUUGGCUCCCAAAAGGAGUGAAAAAGCAAUGAACUGCAAGAGGACUCCUCAUUACCAGUGAGAAGAGUGAGUAAUCAAUUUUAGUAAUAUAGCACAGAAUAUUGAUAUAUUGUUAUUGUUUUUAUUACAUUAGAAAAUUGGUGGCAACAGCCAAAAUUUGAUUUUAGUUACAUUGUUUGAAAAAUUAAAUCCUAUUUUAAGACUAAAUUACCAGCUUCGUAAGAGAAUUUGAAUUGCCCGCUCCUUGAGCAGCUGUUUUAUUCCACUGAAAACAUUUUGAUAAGUCACAGUAGGGAAAGCACAGGAGUAAAUAAUAUAAUAAAAGAUGGACUCAGUGUCAGGGUCCUGGUGUUGUGCAAGCUGUCUCACUGUCACUCUCAUAACUUACUAGGACAUUUUGAAUAGAAUAAAGCCAUUGUUGAUGAUGUUAGUAUAGCCUGUGCUUUUCCAGCCAUGACAAGAAAAAUAUGCCUGUUACAAACACCUGAUAUCUUACAAUUCUCCUUCUUAAUUUAGUUCAUAGUGCUUCAUUGCCUUCAAGCACUUUGUACACAGUAUGACUUGAUUCCAUGUGUUGUAUUAACAUUUUAUUUUUGUCCAUGUUAGACAGUUUUAUUUACAUUUUAUAACGCCCCCUUGACAGCUGUACAGUUGCAGGAUGCUUUAUUAUCAUUUCUCUAUUUCUGUCAUAACUUACGCAGAUGUUUGCUGGCCUGUGAGAAGUGUUACAGACUGACUGUGGAGAACUGAUAUGCACUGAUUUGAAUAUCAUAGCCAGGAGGACAGCUGUGUGUAUCUGCCAUAUGUGUUUCCUCACAGCCUGCCACUGACUAUAUACAGACGCAGAUAUCUCUCUCUCCCUCUCUCUCUAUCGCUCUCCCUCCCCCAUGCAUGUCCAAACACAUCAGUUACACAGGCAUGUUCUCAAUAGCCUGUCCAGUUAUAUGGACACACAAUCCUGCACAGACCAGAGGCCAUUUCUCUUUUCUUUCCUUUGUCACAUUGGCGCGAUUAUGCAGACUGCCUUGAGUCAUAUUAUAUGUUUUUAUAUAUGGCUAAUGAUUCAGGGUGUAUGCUUUAAAAUAUAGAGAGAAUCUUUCAGCACAUAACCAAACUCUAAUCUGCAUCAUUUCUGUUUAACUUGCAAGUAUAGUGAAACAUAGACGUCUGCAGUACGAGGAUUGCUUGAUCAGACACUGGAUAUCUGAAUAUAAACACACACUGAGACUGUCAGUGCAAAGCUGCACUGAACAGCCCUGUUACAUAAUCAUGAAGCACCGAGGCUUUGCGCCUGCGAAAAGAACGAGCAGGUGGAGGAGGAAACAUGCGCAGUGAGAGCCCCGUCGGCAGCAUCAGGACCAAAAAGAUCCCCAGGACCCUGCGAUGCGAGAAGAUGGUGCGCGUAAACACGCCGUGGGAAAUGACCGUGUCGUUCUGUCAGGCUGCAGUCUCCACGUAUUUCUACUGAAUCGAAGUUCUGAAGCCGUUUAGUGCGACUAAAGGUUGAAGGAGGCGAUUUCGUUGGGAGCAGGAGCGCGCAAACGGACGCAGCGGAGAUGCGACGGCGAUAAAAAAAAAAAAAAAAACACUUGAUGACAGUGGUUUAGUCUCAUGUCGAUGCUUUAAGCCUCCGCUGCGCUGCGACAGACAACGAAAGGAUCCCUCCGAUGUCACCCCAUUUGACGGGCUUUCUUGUGUAAUGGUCGCCGGUUUCUAGUGGGAUGCACAUCAGUGUUUGGCCGUACUCGCUCUCCGUCGUAAUGGCAGCUCUGUACCAGGGCACGGACGCUUCUUCUCCGGAUAAAUUUCUGGCCUUGAAAGACGUCAGAGAGGUGAAGGAGGAAACGACGCUGGAUGAGAAGCUUUUCUUGUUGGCAUGCGAGAAAGGUGAUUACUACAUGGUGAAGAAGCUCCUUGAGGAGAACCGACACGGCGAGCUCAACAUCAACUGCGUGGACGUGCUGGGCCGAGACGCCGUGACCAUCACCAUUGAGAAUGAGAAUCUAGACAUCCUGCAACUUCUUCUGGAGCAUGGCUGCCAGGCAACAGAUGCCUUGCUGGUGGCCAUAGACUCGGAAGUGGUGGGAGCUGUGGACAUCCUCCUCAACCACAGGCCCAGGCGAUCUUCCAAGCCCUCCAUUGCUAAACUGAUGCAGCGGAUUCAGAACCCAGAGUAUUCCACCACCAUGGAUGUGGCUCCAGUCAUCCUGGCAGCCCACAGAAACAACUACGAGAUCCUGACUAUGCUGCUGAAACAGGACAUUUCGCUUCCUCGGCCCCAUGCUGUGGGCUGCGAGUGCACGCUCUGCAACGCUAAAAACAAGAAGGACAGCUUACGACACUCCAGGUUCCGCCUGGACAUCUACCGGUGCCUGGCCAGCCCCUCUCUGAUCAUGUUGACCGAAGAAGAUCCCAUACUCAGGGCCUUUGAGCUGAGUGCAGACCUCAAGGAGCUAAGUCUGGUUGAGGUGGAGUUCAGGAAUGACUAUGAGGAGCUGGCGAAGCAGUGUAAGAUGUUCGCCAAGGACCUGCUGGCUCAGGCUCGAAACUCUCGAGAGCUGGAGGUUAUACUCAAUCACACGUCCAGUGAGGAUCACGUUGACAAGAGGGGAUUACUGGAGGAGCGCAUGAACCUCAGCCGACUGAAACUCGCCAUCAAGUACAACCAGAAAGAGUUUGUGGCUCAGUCCAACUGUCAACAGUUCCUCAACACCGUCUGGUUUGGAGAGAUGGCCAGCUACCGGCGCAAACACACCUGCCUAAAGAUGGCCACGGUACUGAGCGUAGCGAUGCUUUGGCCGCUGCUUUCUGUCUGCUACCUUCUGGUGCCACGUUCCCGUGUCGGCCAGAUCAUCCACACACCCUUCGUCAAGUUCAUCAUCCAUAGCGCCUCCUACUUUACAUUCCUGCUGCUGCUCAAUCUCUACUCUCUCGUCUACAAUGAAGGCAAGAAAAACACCAUGGGCCCUGCACUGGAGAUGAUCGAUUACCUCCUCAUACUCUGGAUCAUAGGGAUGGUGUGGUCAGACGUGAAGCGUCUGUGGUACGAAGGGCUGGAGGACUUUCUGGAAGAGUCCAGGAACCAGUUGAGCUUUGUGAUGAAUUCCCUUUACUUGGCCACCUUUGCACUCAAGAUUGUCGCUCACAGCAAGUUCAAGGAUAUGGACGACACAGAGAGGAAGAACUGGGACGCCUUCCAUCCCAUCCUGGUGGCUGAGGGCCUGUUUGCCUUUGCCAAUGUUCUCAGUUACCUGCGACUCUUCUUUAUGUACACCACCAGCUCCAUACUGGGGCCACUGCAGAUCUCCAUGGGUCAGAUGCUGCAGGAUUUUGGAAAGUUUUUGGGCCUCUUCCUGCUGGUGUUAUUCUCCUUCACCAUUGGACUCACCCAGCUUUAUGGAAAGGACAAGAGAGACCCAGACAAGACUCCACCCAAGGACUGCGAGGGCAUCUUCUGCCAGCAGCAGAGCAAUGAUGCAUUCCACACGUUUAUGGGGACCUGCUAUACCCUCUUCUGGUACAUUUUCUCCCUGGCACACGUUGCGCUCUUUGUCACCCGCAUCAGUUACACAGAAGACCUGCGUUCUUUUGUGGGCACCAUGAUCAUAGGCACCUACAACAUCGUGGUGGUUAUUGUCCUGACCAAGCUGCUGGUGGCAAUGCUCCAUAAAAGCUUCAGGCAAAUUGCUAAUCACGAGGAUAAGGAGUGGAAGUUUGCUCGGGCCAAACUGUGGCUUAGCUACUUUGAUGACAAGUGUACCCUGCCACCACCGCUCAAUGUCCUGCCCUCCCCAAAGACUGUGUGCUACUUGGUGACCAGCAUGAGCAAGUGGAUCUGUUCACAUACCACAAAGGGCAAAAUGAAAAGACAGAACAGCCUGAAGGAGUGGAGGAACCUGAAGCAGAAGCGUGAUGAGAACUACCAGAAGAUCAUGUGUUGUCUGGUUCACCGUUACCUGACCUCCACACGGCAAAAGAUGCAAAGCACAGACCAAGCCACGGUAGAAAAUCUAAACGACCUGCGCCAAGACCUCUCCAAGUUUCGUAACGAGAUGAGAGACCUGCUGGGCUUCCGGACGUCCAAAUAUGCCAUGUUCUAUCCAAGGAGCUAAAUAAAGACUAAAUAUCUCUUUCCCUUUUCCCUCUCGACAAAAACCUCUGCUUCUCGUUUAUCUGGGAUGCUGUAUGACGUGAGCAUGUGCAAAAACUCUGCUCUUUGAGUCACAGAGGCAACUUUUAAACCUGGAAUAUAGCUAGAAUAUAAAUAUAUAUUCUCCACCAAAGCCUCCAGACUCAGCCCGCCCCCCCAGCCCUAUGUAUUACUCAGCUAUUCAACCCUUUUUGUAAAUAAAGAAAGCCAUUGUUUUCAACAGAAAGACAAAUAAAGAUUUAUGGAAAAACAAUUUGACCUGCUGGGGCUUUAAUGGCUGAUACAUUUUGCUGAAUUCAUAUGCUGCUUUUCAGAUUUGAAGUUACUUCUGCUGAUUUUUCUCCUUGAAAAACUGAUCUUAGGCCACUCAAGUCUGAAAGCCAACAAACAGUCAGUUCAUGUUCAGCCAGCCGCCCAGCGGUCCAGUCCAUGUGAGAGUCACAUUACACACACCUGAUCCUGUUCUCAUGCUUAACAGAGCAUAGUUGACUGAUCUCAGCUGACCAAUUCAAAUAUUAUCUGUCAUUAUUUGGCCUCCAGCCGAACAUUCAUGCACAAAGACAGCAA